AUGGCAUCAUUUUUUUUCGUCUUUAUGAUUCUAAUGUUCGGCGUCAAAUCAUCGCAUGACGUUCGUUCGAAAAUUCAGAAUGGAUUCUGGUUCUUUAAGUACGUCAUUCUCAUCGCACUGGCCGUCGCGUUCUUCUAUAUUCGAUCCGAAAAUCUCGCUGAACCAUUGAUGUGGUUUGGGUUAAUU
Molecule: messenger RNA, 186 nt
Organism: Anisakis simplex (herring worm)
Lineage: Eukaryota; Metazoa; Nematoda; Chromadorea; Rhabditida; Anisakidae
Source: the annotation of a GenBank genome assembly